This is a messenger RNA of Leptomonas pyrrhocoris, 721 nucleotides long. Its product is annotated as putative mitochondrial putative multi-pass transmembrane protein. The record is from RefSeq and is a predicted model, not a curated record. The transcript has a single exon. Lineage: Eukaryota; Euglenozoa; Kinetoplastea; Trypanosomatida; Trypanosomatidae. The coding region runs from base 200 to 721 and encodes 173 amino acids.
GCAAGAGCAUCCUCCAUCUCUUCGCAUCUCCUCCGUAAGGAAAAGUAUCACAGUUUUCCGCUACCGGUAAGCAAUAAAUAUCCACUGCGAGCGCCAAACUACUUUUUGAUCUUCCAAUUUAAGCUAUCUUCUGUUCUCUUCCUUUGUUCUCCUCUCGUUUCUUCUUCUCUUCCUUUCUUGCAACCACCAAAAGCCCAAGAUGACCGAGGCCGAACACAAGAAGCGGAACUUUCGGCUCCGCCUGAUCCUGUACUACAUCUUUGCUCUCGCCUAUCUGGCGGGUGCCCUUGAUUUCGGGAUCGAGUAUCACAACUACUGGGCGUGCGUCGGCUUCACCCUUGUGCUGUUCUUCAUUGCGCUGCGAAUGGUGCUCUUCGUCACGCCUCAGUGGCGCCUCUACCAGAUCUUCCCGCCAUGCAGCUUCGCACGCGCUGCCUAUCAGUCGUUCUUCCUCGCUGCCUGCCUCGCCGGCGUGGCUCUUGGCCUGUGGCUGAUGGCGCGCGGCAUCCAGCACCACCAGUCCUGGACCGCGGACUCCUACUUCUGUGGGAUGACGGGCAUGUGGAUGUGGGCGAAGUGGGCCUACUUUGUUACUGUCCCGAUCUACGAUCUGCGCGAGGACACGCUGGAGGAGGAGUCGCUGAUCAUGCUGGGCCUCGCGGAUCCGUUGAAAGUGAUGAGCGAAAACAACGAACCGGUGAACGAGAAGUGCGAGGUGUAG